Molecule: messenger RNA, 2156 nt
Organism: Pelobates fuscus (common spadefoot toad)
Lineage: Eukaryota; Metazoa; Chordata; Amphibia; Anura; Pelobatidae
Gene: NOL9
Product: nucleolar protein 9
Exons: 12
Coding region: 136-2010 (624 amino acids)
Biological process (GO): cleavage in ITS2 between 5.8S rRNA and LSU-rRNA of tricistronic rRNA transcript (SSU-rRNA, 5.8S rRNA, LSU-rRNA)
Cellular component (GO): nucleus
Molecular function (GO): polynucleotide 5'-hydroxyl-kinase activity
Source: RefSeq, a predicted model, not a curated record
CACAAACAGCAGUAACCCUGGGAAAUCCAGCGCUGUGUCUGUCCUGCAGAAUUAACCCUCGGGGUGUGAAUGUUCGGCCCGUGUUCCGGAUCUCCCCCGCCGUGGUAGUCAGACCCGCGGCGCUCAUUGUAAACCAUGAAGCAGCGGCUGCAGAGCGCCUGGGCCGGCACCUCUAGUACCUCCCGGCUGGCCCGGCCCCGCCAUGCUGGCACCGGAGAGGGGGCCCCGGACUGCCAGCCACCGCCCAGCACGUCCGAGAGCGGGGAGACGAGCCUGGAGAUACCCGCCUUACUGGUGGAGGAUGGCAUGUGUGUGACCGUGCUGGAGCCUGGCCAGAAAUUAACCUUCUAUGGAAAAUGCCGCCUAACUUGCCUGUAUGGCAGUGUGCAAGUUUUGGGCUUUACUGUCACCCGUAACCAAUCGAAUUGUGAACUUUUAUCACCACAUACUCUUUCACCAUUGUCAAUUGAAGGACUAAUGAAUAAGAAAUCAUCAAAAACUCGAAAAGAGAUCCGUAUGGAGGCCAGGGCAUCAAUGCGAGGAUGUCUUUCUCUCGAUUGCAGACGUGCUGUAAUGAAGAGCUUUAAAUCAUCAUCCUCAAUUUUGCUUCUGGAACGUAUAGAAAAUUCAGCAACAAAUUUUAUCCUGUCUCACCCAGAUUAUGCAAAUUUAUUCUCUACUAAACCGAAAGAAAAAGUAUCUUCCUCCUUUGACAAUGCGGUUUUACACUCUAUUGGAAUUGAAAAUCAAGAUCCAGAUACAGGCAUUAAUGUGUCUGACCAGUGGAAAUCUUCACUACAGCAGUUAACUCAUGCUUGCAUUGAAGAAGACCAUGGCUGCCCAAUCAUCCUUGUAUGUGGGCCCAAAAAUGUUGGAAAAUCAACCUUUAAUAGAUAUUUAAUCAACCAAUUAUUAAACCACAUACCCAGUGUUGGCUAUCUUGAUUGUGACUUGGGACAAACUGAAUUCACUCCUCCAGGAUGUGUGUCUUUGAUGAACAUAACCAAACCGGUUUUUGGUCCUCCAUUCAGUCACCAGCGUGAUGCACAGAAAAUGGUUUACUUUGGGGAAACUACUUGUGAACAAGAAAUGGAGCGAUUUGUCGAAUCAGUGAAAUAUGUUCUUGCUUCUUACAAACGAGAACAGCCCUUGAUCAUCAAUACUAUGGGAUGGGUAAAAGGUUUUGGAUUGCUUCUCCUCAUUGACUUAAUUCGACUUCUGUCUCCCAGUCACAUUGUCCAAAUUGUUGCUAAGGGCAGUGAUGACAUGGAGCCCCUGACACAGAAUUAUGUUCAGAACUCUCCAGGGUUCCUAACAAAAAACAGCUCUCAGUCCCGAAGUAGAAAUAAAAGGUCAGAUUUCUCUGAAGAUGAUGAGCCAGACUAUGCAGAGAGCCUUUACUUCAGAUCAUCCUUGGAACACCACCUCAUUUCUAUUGAAUCCGAGUUUUCUGGAGCUGGAGAAUCUGGCAAUGUGAGGUGCCAUAGUAGUAUUCUGCGUGAUCUUGCAAUGAUGGGCUAUCUCAGUAAAUUGCAGAAAUUUGAUCCUCUGCAGGUUAUUCCAUUGAAUAGUCUAUUGCCUUAUGAGGUGCCUUUCCGCUCUGUUGCAUUGCGUGUGAUCCAUUCCGAUGUCUCACCUUCCCACAUCAUGUACUCUGUUAACGCCAGCUGGGUUGGGCUGUGCUACAUUCUAGAUGAUAUCAGAAGUGAAGAUGAUGGUCCUGUAAUACUAAAUCAGACACCGGUCUGCGAUUGCCUGGGAUUUGGAAUUGUUCGAGGUAUUAAUAUGGAAAGAAAGGUUUACCACAUCCUAACACCUGUUCCGCCUGAGACUCUGCGAUUAGUAAACUGCUUGUUAGUUGGGAACAUUUCCAUACCACAUGCUAUCUUCAAGAACCAGCGUGGAAUUAAAGGAGAAAUUCCAUAUGUGACUGCGGAAUAUGACUUUAACAUUUGCGGAUCUGGAAAGAUGAAGAUAAACAAGAAGUUAAAGAGGCGCGAGCAUCAAUAAUUUCCUUAGUAUGUUACUUCUAAUGCGGGCAUCCCAAAUUUGAAAACUGUUUUUACAUUUUUUUUUUUUCCAGUUUUUCUCAGCAAAUGAACAGCUUUGCUAUGUAAAUAUUUGUUUUCUACAUAAAGAUUUCAAGUUUUUUUUUU